Aspergillus sclerotioniger CBS 115572 is the source of this 579-nucleotide messenger RNA. RefSeq lists its product as uncharacterized. The transcript is spliced from 2 exons. The record is from RefSeq and is a predicted model, not a curated record. Bases 1 to 579 code for a protein of 192 amino acids. NCBI's taxonomy places the organism in Eukaryota, Fungi, Ascomycota, Eurotiomycetes, Eurotiales, Aspergillaceae.
AUGGUCUCUCCCACCACCAAACCACCUAACCCCCAAUCACCAACCCUCAAUGUCCUCCUAACCCCGGACACCCUCCUCCUCCUCCACCACCUCCACCCCCACGACCUCCUCAUCUCCCAACGCGUCCACCCCCUCUGGCACGCCCUAAUAACCACCACCCACACCCUCCAAUGCAUCCUCGGCUUUCGCCUCCCCUCCCACCCCCCCAAAACCCCAACCUACAACCCCAUCCUCCAACGGCUCUUCCCCCCCAUCUUCCCUACAGACUCCCUAACCCCCACCUCCCCCUACUUCGUCCCCGAAGAAAUCCACAAAUUACGCUUCGCGCACGACACAGCCUACUACAAGAAAUUCUCCCGCAGGAACGCUUCCUGGCGGAGAAUGUACCCUAUGGAUAUCCCCUGCUGGAUUCAUAAGCUCGUGGUGCAUUGUGAGGGGGAUGGGGUUCAUGCAAGGGGUAGUCAAGCGCAUAGAGUGAUUGAUGAGUGGGUGAAGGGGGGGCAGGAUGUGGCUUUAGGGGCGGAGAUGAGGUUGGUUUGGGAUUUAGUGGUUGCGGGGUUGGGGGCUGUUCGGUUUUGA